Suillus clintonianus is the source of this 1430-nucleotide messenger RNA. RefSeq lists its product as uncharacterized. Bases 50 to 1156 code for a protein of 368 amino acids. Gene Ontology annotation, molecular function: ATP-dependent diacylglycerol kinase activity. The transcript has 5 exons. Gene Ontology annotation, biological process: phosphatidic acid biosynthetic process. The record is from RefSeq and is a predicted model, not a curated record. NCBI's taxonomy places the organism in Eukaryota, Fungi, Basidiomycota, Agaricomycetes, Boletales, Suillaceae. Gene Ontology annotation, cellular component: endoplasmic reticulum membrane.
UACACUUCUACCAUAUAUACGCGCCUUCGUUCUGUUCUCGUCAACAGGCAUGACGCUUCCUGCAAACGACGCCUUCUCGUUAGGUCUCGCACACGACCAGCCCCGUCGCUCGAGCUCGCGAGCUCGCACUUCGUCGCUCCCACGUCGCUCCUCUUCCCCCAAAAUAUCUUUUUCUCCACCUUCUUCCACGUCGAGCAGCAUCGUCUUCUCGUCACAGUCAGCAAAUGGAAUGCCUGCAAAGAGGGGACAUAAACGCAAGGCAUCUGCAAGAAAUGGUUCCCAACAGCUGAAACAGAACGGAGAGGCGACGAUAGAGGAACUUAUAGAGGAGGUCGACGCGCGGAUAGCACGCGAGCGCAAGCUGUCCCCCAACGGCUCACCUGAUAAGCGCAAGACAGUAAAAAAAGAGAUUGAUUGGGAGAUUCCUCGCAAGGUGUUGCAUUCAUCCAUUGGUUUCUUUACAAUAUAUCUAUACACCUCCCAAGGCAACCCACAAAAAGUUGUUAUUGCCUUGAGCUCUGCCCUUGCUAUUCUUGUUCCAAUAGAUAUUCUCCGCCUAAAGUACCCCCUCUUUGAACGCGCCUUCGAGAAAUGUGUUGGGAUCUUUAUGCGCGAUAGUGAAAAGAAAUCAUCCAAUGGGGUCAUAUGGUAUAUUCUCGGCGCCAACACCGCGCUAAUCGCAUUGCCUCUCGACAUCGCAGUCGUCUCAAUCCUUAUCCUUUCUUGGGCUGAUACGGCCGCAUCCACUUUCGGCCGUCUCUGGGGGCCACUCACGCCCCCGCUCCCUGCACGACUCCUUGGUCUCCCCCUUGCCUCUCGUAAAAGUCUGGCAGGCUUCAUCGCAGCCUCACUCACAGGCGCUGCGGCCGCCGCCGGAUUCUGGACGUGCCUCGGCCCGAUGAGAGACAACUUGACGUGGUCCUGGGACGCUGGUGUAUCGAGUGCGUUUAGCGGCGGGAGUGUGGAAGGUGGGAAGGUUUUCAGUGGGUGGGUAGGUCUUACUGUUGUGACUGUGUGUGCGGGUCUAGUUUCGGGUGUUGCUGAAGCACUUGAUUUGGGCUCUGUGGACGAUAAUUUCAGUCUACCAAUCAUCGCUGGUGGCUGUCUAUGGGGACUCUUCAAAGUCCUUGGCUGGCUAGGCGACAUCUUUUUAUGAUUCCCAUGUUCAAGUUCUCCGCUGUGAUCUUCGCCUUCAGCUUCAAUAAUCGGAUACUUCCAAUUUAAGUGCUCCAUACGUUCAAUUCUCCAGUAGUGGAUAUUUUACCUGACAUAGUGAUGACGAGAGUGUGACACGACACGAUCAUGACGAUGGAUGAUAUAUUAACCGAUUUCAUGCGUUUGUCUGUGCUGCUUAUAAUGUGCUGGUUAGUAGAAGUAGAGUACUAUAGUCAUUCAUCCGUAUACCAAAUUCAAGCUCUUUUUGUGUCUCU